This is a messenger RNA of Plasmodium gallinaceum, 1032 nucleotides long. It is a transcript of the gene FS, whose product is annotated as GDP-L-fucose synthase, putative. NCBI's taxonomy places the organism in Eukaryota, Apicomplexa, Aconoidasida, Haemosporida, Plasmodiidae. Gene Ontology annotation, molecular function: GDP-L-fucose synthase activity. Gene Ontology annotation, biological process: nucleotide-sugar biosynthetic process. The record is from RefSeq and is a predicted model, not a curated record. The transcript has 7 exons. Bases 1 to 1032 code for a protein of 343 amino acids.
AUGUCAAGGAUUUGCUUAGUAACUGGUGGUACUGGUUUAUUGGGAUAUAGCUUACGUGAAAUUAUAAAAAAUGAAAAUCAUGAUUUUAAUGAAAAUGGGAAUGAGAUAAUUAUUAAUUCAAAUGAUGAAAAUGUAAUAAAAAAAUAUAUUUUUUUAAGUUCUAAAAUGUGUGAUUUAAGAAAUUAUGAAGAAACGAAAAAAUUUUUUGAAAAAAAUAAAUUUACUGAUAUUAUACAUUUCGCUGCACAUGUAGGAGGUUUAUAUGCCAAUAAGUCUAAUAAUUUGAAUUUUUUAACUAAUAAUUUAGACAUUAAUUCUAAUGUAGUUAAAUUAUGCCAUGAAUAUUCUAUUACUAGAGGAAUAUUUACUUUAUCAACUUGCAUUUUUCCCGAAAAAUGUGAAUUACCUUUAAUUGAAGAAAAAAUUCAUGAUGGUAGAUGUCAUUUAAGUAAUGAGGGAUAUAGUUUAUCAAAAAGAGUUUUAGAAGUUAUGGUUAGAUUCUACAGAGAAAAAUAUAAUUAUGAAUGGAUUUGCAUAAUACCAACAAAUAUAUAUGGUAAAUAUGAUAAUUUUAAUGUAAGAGAUGGUCAUGUAAUUCCAUCUAUUAUUCAUAAGAUGUACUUAGCUAAAGUUAAUAAUACUAAUGUAAAACUUCCAGGAGAUGGGACAGCUAUUAGACAAUUUAUAUAUAACAAAGAUAUAAGUAAAAUAUUAUAUUAUAUUCUAAACACUUAUUAUUCUAAAAAUUUAACGAUUAUUAAAGAUAAUAUUUUUAAUGUUAUAUUAUCAACUAAUAUUCCUUCUAAUGAAUUGACCAUCAAAGAAAUAGCAAACAAAAUUAAAUGUUAUUUAAAUUUUAAUAAUGAUGUAUUGUUUGACACAACAGAGGACAAUGGAAUUCAUAAGAAGACAUCAUGCAAUGACAAAUUAAUGAAAAUUUUGGAAAAUUCUUUUGAAUUUACUUGUUUAGACAAAGGGUUAAAAGAAACUAUUGAUUGGUUCAUUUCUAAUUAUGAAAAUAUAAGAAAAUAA